Messenger RNA from Penaeus vannamei (Pacific white shrimp), 1029 nucleotides. RefSeq lists its product as uncharacterized. Gene Ontology annotation, cellular component: cytoplasm. Lineage: Eukaryota; Metazoa; Arthropoda; Malacostraca; Decapoda; Penaeidae. The record is from RefSeq and is a predicted model, not a curated record. Gene Ontology annotation, molecular function: glycosyltransferase activity.
UCGGCACUGAAGAAAGAAAUAAGAAUGCUAAGAAUAUUCUUGUCCUUGCAAGUGCUUAUUGUUUUAUCCAUCGCUACGAUAUUUUACUUCGGAAAAAUCGACAUUUCCACACUGAGGAUGGAAGCACUAACACUGGCGGAGAAAACACCAAGGUUCUCCUCGGAUGACUUCACCUCAGAGGAGCCUACAAGUUCUACCGCGCCGCCGCCACCUCCCCCUUCAUCCGCUGACCCCGCCGUCAGCUCCUGCGCGUGCAGGCUCUCCUUCUUGAAGCCCGCCGACAUAUACGAGGAACAGCUCGAGGCCUUCGUUUCUUGGGCGAACCUCACUACCAGACAGGCGCUGGAGAAGCAGCAUCCCAACUUCCCUGUCAACCUGGUCAGAAGCCUUGACGAGAAGUGGUGCCAUCUGCUGCCGAUGCCGCACCUGAUACAUUGGGACAAUGUGUACCUCCAGUCUGUGACGGUCUCAGGCACCACUUUCCUGCUCUAUUCGGCCUUCUUUGAUAACCGGGAACUCACGGAUCCGCGACCCUGCAUCCGGAUAGUGACGUACGCGAGAACCAAAUUCCCCGCCGCCCCCUGGUGCCACAUCUGGUUCAACUCUACGGGGCCGCCCGUCGUCUCUCGCGUCGCCAGGACAGAAUUUUUGGACUGGCAACCGAGAACGGAGGGCAGGCAGAUGACCUUCCUGCUCACGUGCCCGAUACCCAGAGCCGAGGGUCACGCGGUGCCCCUGGCCGUGUCGGUCGUCGCCAGGCCUUGCGAGAAAGCAAGCACGUUAUUGCAGGUGACGGGAGCGAUGGAGCGAAACGCGACGACGGCCUUCGAGGGAGGGGAGCCGGCAAGGGGAAAGGAGGGGGUCGGGCGGUGGAGCGUGGCGGUGUGCGGGCCGGCGCUGUACUACUACCACGAGGACUUCUCGGUGCGGAUGGUGGAGUGGCUGGAGAUCCUGCGGGCGCAGGGCUUCGCCAGGGUGUUCCUCUCGGUGACCGACAUCCACCCGAACCUCGAGAGAGUCCUGCGCUAA